AUGAUAUACACGAACGUUUUAAGGCGACAGUUUGGCCUUUUAUCAAAAGGACGAGGGCUCAUUCAUAAUAGGUCGUUUACAACAAGCAAGCUGAGAAACCAUGAACCAGUUUCCCUGAAGAAAGUGUUUGAUGAUGAUGUAUAUUGGAGAAAUUUGAGGAGUACGCCAAAACUGCUGAACUCUAAAAAUGAAAGUUUUCUAAAUUCGGCAUCUGAUCCUGUUACAACUAAAAAUACUGGGUUAUUCAAUAACCCAUAUUUAAAGACUCCAGAAGGUCUUCUCACUUUCAGCAAGGCUUCCUUGUGGAAAGCAAAUGAAUUGGUGAAGAUUAUGAAAAAUGAUAACACUAAACAGGGCCUGUUAAAAUAUAUUGUACGUUUAGAUCAGUUAAGUGACACUUUAUGUAGAGUGAUCGAUUUAUGUGAGUUCAUUCGCUCCGUACAUCCUGAUAAAGAGUUUUUAUCUGCUGCACAACAGUGUCAUGAAGAGAUGUUUGAAUUUAUGAAUACACUGAAUACUGAUGUAGAGCUUUGCGAUAAAUUGAAAACCCUUUUGCAUGAUAAUGAAAUACUAUCGAAGCUGUCUGAGGAAGAGAUCAAAGUAGGCCGAAUUCUUCUAGAGGAUUUUGAGAAAUCUGGGAUUUAUAUGAAUCCCAGAAUACGAGAACAGUUCAUUGAAUUAUCACAAGAAAUUAGUUUAAUCGGUCAGGACUUUAUCAAUAAUGCCAACCAACCUAAAACUAACUACAUAAAAGUCAAUGCCUCCAAGCUGGAGAGUGCUGGCUUGAAUAGACUUCUUCUUAAUAGUCUUAAAAAGGAUGCCAUAAGAGAAAAUUAUAAGAUACCAACGUAUGGACCUACUCCAUACGCCGUUUUGAAAGAUUGCAAAAAUGAAGAAGUAAGAGCUGACAUUUGGACAGCAUUACACUCCUGCUCAUCUGAACAAAUCCUUAGGUUGUCCCAUCUGGUGAAACUGAGGGCAAUGCUUGCAAACUUAAUGGGUGCAGAAAGCUUUUCUCAAUAUCAAUUGAAGGGGAAAUUGGCAAAAGCUCCAAAAGACGUUAAAAACUUCAUCGAAACGUUGAUAAAAUAUGUAAGGCCGAAUACAGAAAAGGAGUUGAAAUUUAUUGCAGAUCUUAAGCGUGAAGAUCAGGGGAAAAUAAAUUGUGGGGAAAUGGAUGGUGUACUUUCAACCGUGCGCCCAUGGGACAGAGAUUAUUACAGUUCUAUUUAUUUUAAAGGAAAAGAGAAAACAGAACACGAGUUUACUGAACCUUUAUCCUCAUAUUUCACCUUAGGUGGAGUUUUUGAAGGACUUUCAGAUCUUUUGACCCAAAUUUACGGGAUAAAAUUAGAACCUGCCAUUCCCGUGAGUGGGGAGACGUGGUUUAAUGAUGUAAGGAAAAUCAAUGUUAUUUCUGAAGAGGAAGGCAUUAUUGGGAUUAUAUACUUUGACUUAUUUGAGCGCUAUGGCAAGACGUCCAAUCCAGCACACUUUACGGUCUGCUGCUCAAGGGAAAUGUAUCCUGAGGAAAAUGCCGAUUCCAUCAUCCAACUAGGUUCAAAGAAAGAUGGCACUAUAUUCCAGCUACCUAUAAUUUCUUUAGUUUGCAAUUUUUCUAGAAGGACAUUUCAAUCAGAUAAAACAAUAUGUUUAUUGACUCUAAGUGAAAUUGAAACAUUGUUUCAUGAAAUGGGCCAUGCAAUACAUUCAAUGCUCGGGAGGACAACCCUUCAAAAUGUAAGUGGUACGAGAUGCGCCACCGAUUUCGUCGAAUUGCCUAGCAUUCUAAUGGAGCACUUUGCCUCUGAUACGAGAGUUCUGAAGAAAAUGAGUUGCCACUAUGAAACAGGUGAAAAAAUUGCAGAGAAGAAAUUACAGUUUCAUCUAAAAGAAGGUGAAUUUCUGAGAUCUUGUGAGACAUUCUCUCAAGCCAAAAUGGCUAUGCUAGAUCAGGAAUUACAUAGCGAUAAGAUAAUACACAAUUUGGAUAAUUUAAACGUCGUUGAGAUAUAUCAAAACUUAGAACGUCGACUACAGGUUUUAGUUGAUGAUAGAAGUAAUUGGUGUGGAAAAUUCGGACAUUUGUUUGGUUAUGGUGCGACCUACUAUAGCUAUCUCUUCGAUCGGGCUAUUGCACGCAAAGUUUGGAACCACCUUUUUGCAAAUGAUCCUUUUAACAAAACUAACGGUGAGAAAUUUAAGGAAAGUCUCUUAAAGUGGGGUGGCUCGAAAGAUCCAUGGCAAUGCAUUGCAGAUGUUCUAGAUGAACCGAAAUUGUCUAAGGGCGACGCAGAAGCAAUGAAAUAUAUUGGUUUUACAGAACAGCUGUGA
Messenger RNA from Kazachstania africana CBS 2517, 2334 nucleotides. RefSeq names its product metalloendopeptidase (gene OCT1). The record is from RefSeq and is a predicted model, not a curated record. Gene Ontology annotation, cellular component: mitochondrion. Lineage: Eukaryota; Fungi; Ascomycota; Saccharomycetes; Saccharomycetales; Saccharomycetaceae. Gene Ontology annotation, molecular function: metalloendopeptidase activity. Gene Ontology annotation, biological process: peptide metabolic process. Bases 1 to 2334 code for a protein of 777 amino acids. The transcript has a single exon.